UCAAGGCUUCUGCCAAGUAUUGUACUGAGCACGUAUUAGUCAUUUGCUGUCGUGGGCUGGCUCAAAGUGUAAUAAAAAUCACAUUCAACAACUAUAAACAAAAAAUUAUAUUAAAAAAGUACAGAUAUGGAAUAAAAUGUGAAUACAUCAAUACCAGCAUGUAUUUACAAUAUAAACAGCUUUAUAAAAAGUGGUUUAAAGUGCUACAGUGCAGUGAUGGGGUAAUAGAUAGAGGUGUGGGGAGGGCUGAGUAGAAUUUUUUUAAUAUAUGUUAUUACAAGUUAUGUAUAAAGUGCUUACAGUGCAGUGAUGGGGUAAUAGAUAGAGGUGUGGGGAGGGCUGAGUAGAAUUUUUUUAAUAUAUGUUAUUACAAGUUAUGUAUUGCACUGUACCAUUGCUAUAAACCAAAAUUUCACAACAAUGAUCAUAAACCUUGUGAUCACGACCCCAGUAUUUCUAUUCUUAAAUAUUUGACACGAUUCUUUUUAUCAUCAUCAUGACUCCAGUAUUUCUACUAUUCUUUGAUAUUUAAUUGUACACGAUUUUUAUUAUGUUCUAUCGCUGAGCAGCAGUGAACCAUUGGCCUAUCAGAGUUCUCUUUGUGAACUAGUUCAGGUGAAGGAGGGGGAGAAUGGGGAUAAUAUAAGCUGGGAAAUGAUAGGUGGAAGAAACCCAUACUAGCUCUUCCUUCAGUUAGUCCUGUCGAAGGGUCUCGGCCCAAAACGUCGACUGUACCUCUUCCUAGAGAUGCUGCCUGGCCUGCUGCGUUCACCAGCAACCUUUAUUGUUGUUGCCAGUACCUUGACACUUUUUUCUCCCCACUUUAGGAGGGUGAGAGGAGGGAGAAGAGGGGGAGGGUGAGAGGAGGGAGAAGAAAGUGGUGGCUGGUUCAUAUUCGUUAGACAACCCCAGGGCCUGCAACCCGCUUUCAAUUCCUUGUGUGGAAGUCCCUGCUGCAUCUAUGUUUGGGGCUGUACUGUAUUGCAUUGCAAUGCUACCCUCUAGUGGACUGAUCACAAAAUAUUUGAGCACCAUCCUUCAAGCACAUUUCUUAAGUCAUUGCCUGACCUUUCUCCCUCACUUCCCAUAGGAACCUGAGAUACAUCUCACCCGAGGCCUCCAAUGGGUCAGGGUCGACCAAGAAUGUUGCCUCCAAGCUGUAUAGAUAUGUAAGACAGGACAGUACGAUAUAGAGAACAAGCAGUUGCCCAUACAGUAGGCUCCCUCUCUCCAUGCAGCUGAUCAACCCAAAGGAACAGCAGAGACUGAUACGGUUUAGCACCAAAGUUGUAGGAGUUGCCGUUCAGUGUUGAACUCAACGGUGGGACACCAGCUCCAGAUUUUUCCCUCAGGGUUUACACCUAAAGCCUUCCCCAUGAGUAGGUAUAGCUGCAAGGCCGCAGAGGUUUGAGAUCAGUUUUCCUUCUCCUUGAUGAGCUGCCAACGAACCCCGUCUGCCCAAAGCAACUGGUUUUAAGGCACCAGUAAGCCACCUUUGACCCUUCUUCUGUCCAGAGAAACAGUGCACCAGGCUUAGUAGCUAAGCCACACGUUAAGGCCAUGAGCUGGACUUGGUUGUCAGCUGCUACUCGAGAUACACACCAUUGGAAGCUUUCACUUAUCCCCACUACCACCGCUGCUAUAACAACCUUGAGGAAUUACCCUCCUACAAAGACUCCUGGUUAAUUGUAACCCAUUUUAGAAAUUCAUCAAACUCUCCACAUUUCCUUAAGAAAUACAAAAGAGCAGUGUUUUCAUUUAAGACUAUAUUAUUAACCUUUGGUUUCAGGCAGAUUGGCAAGAGAUGGGACACAAGUGGGGAAUGGUGUCAAAUUCAGAAUGUCAACCAAGUUCCCACCCCAACUCUCCAUGCAGCUUUCACUUCAGCAAAAAGUGUCAGCGCCCACCACCCCUCAUGCAACACAAAACACCGAAAGAGAGACUACGAUCUGCAGUCAACACAAACCACUGUUUACCCAACAGUUUGACAUGGCACAAGCACGGAGAGAUAUCACCCAUUUUCACAGUGAAAGGGGAGACUGACUGUCACGAUGUUAGUCUGCCGCAUUACCUUUCCAUACACCCGUUGCAGCAAAAUCCCAAUGUUCCAUCUCCCACGAUGCCUCGGCAAGAAACACCGGCCUGAAAUUGGUCAUCCACAGGACUACACCCCUGGAGGCGCCAUCCUUCAAUAGUCUAACUUCUCUUUGGACUUGAAGGCAAUUCGAUGUGGCAGAACCAAAGCGAGGUGAGGCAGCAGGGCCGUCACAGAGAACGAGCAAAUCCCGAGACAAUCAAUUUAAGUGCCAGGCUGAAUCGAGGCGGCGGAUUCCAGGCCACAGAGCCUAUUGAAGUGACGGAACCUGAUGCCAGAGGCGAGGGAUGGGCCAGUUCAGUUCGUUGCUCUACGAUGUUUACUCGGCUCUGAGCUGAACUAUCAGUCUUGCAUUCUCUUGGUGGACUUCAGUUCAGAAGCUAUUUUGUUUACAGUGAUUGCUUGCAUUUGUUUUUUUUUUCUUUCUUUUUCUCUGCACAUUGGGUGUUUGACCAUCUUUCUAAUGGGUUCUUUUGGGUUUCUUUGUUUCAUGGCUGCCUGGUAGAAGACAAAUCUCAAGACAGUAUAAUGCAUAUAUACUUCGAUAAUAGAUGUACUUUGAACUUUAACAGGCAGGACCAGUGGCUCAGUGUUCCAGAACAUUAUGGCAGCUCUCAGGAUCGCUUGGAAAGCCCUUCCUACAAAUCCAUAUGGAUAGAACUUACAAAUACAAAAGGGGUGAUCACUGUGUGCUGGGUUUAUAUUCUAGCCUCCUCCAACCACACCCUCCUCCACCAAGCAGUCAGUGGAAGCAGAAUCAUAACAGGCUGAUUGACAAAUUAUUAGCCUCCCCAUAUUGACCAGGAUGUCUUGGUGUAAGGGGAAGGAUUUGUAAAGUACGUUCAGGAGAUCAAGGCUCAAGCUUGUUUACUGUCAUUCAUCAGUACACAAAUGAAAAGGAGAACAGAGCAAUUGCUACUCUGGAUCUGAUGCAACACAAAAAAACCCUGAGUUAACGAACACAAUAAUAAUAAAAAACAAUAAAUAUAAAUAUAUAAGAUAGCUUACAAUCAAUGUACAUAUGUCCAUAAGAUGAUGCUAGACACAGAAGUGUCUGUACAUAAGGUGACUGACUGGAAAUGAUAAAGGUGAUUGGGGUGUGGAGGGGUGGGUUAAUGGGUGGAGGUUAGGGAAAGUUACAUAAAGAACACAAUAAAUAUAAAAGCAAUUCUAUAAAACAAUGCAGAAGUAACUUGAGUGGGGCUAUAUAUACACACAGAUUAGCUGACAUACAGAAACUGAUUAUAUAUACACACAAGUAACACUAGGUGCAGGAGUAUCUAUAGUGGUGACUCUGACAGGAAAUGAUAGUAUGACAAAGUGACUCUAGGCAAGAGGAACUCUUCUAGGUAGAAUGAUUUACGAUGACCAAUUAAUCUACUAACCAGUACAUCUUUAGACCUUGGUAGGAAAUCUGAGCACCCGGAAGAAACCAAUGCAGUCUCGGGACGAACAUACAAACUUUCAAACAGAGGACACCAGAAAUGAAUCCAACAUGUGGGUAAAACAACAUGCAACAAGUGAAAGAGAUGGUGAGAGAUCAGAGUCUUGGCUGAAAGACAAGGAUGGCAAGGUUAGGAAACCCCAGGUGACAAGAUGUUGUCGAGUUGAAGAAAAAAGCAGAGUCAUAAGCAACACAGUGGGAGAAUCCCUAUAGGAAAAUAGUACAGGGGGGUGUUUACAAAACAAAUGGGGUGCAAAAAAAGGCCAUAAUACAAGGUUAGUUGCAUCUCAAGGAAUUCCAUAAAUAAAGCAGCCAGAGAGAGGGAGAGUUUCUUUUGGGACCGCUUGUGGAGCCCAGAGAUGUGAGCAAGAAUUUAUGAACUUCCAUGAACAUGAAUGGGAAACAUUUAGGAGAUGGGCCAAGUGCAGGCAAAUGGAACUGGCUCAGGAAGGCACUUUGGUGAGUAUUCAAGAGUUAAGCCAAAGGCCCUGUUUCCCUGCUCUAUGACUCUUUCCAGAACCUGCUGCAACUUGCAAACUCGCAUUAAGUCCUGAUGUUAGCUUCUCAGCCCCAGAGAAUAGCUUUGUUAUCUUUUUUUGACAUUCGUCUCUUUCUACAUCUCUGCAAGGCAAGAACAAUCGAAGGAUCUACGAUUUCUCCUAGUAUUCACACGCCAUUGAGUCUGAUACAAUAUACCUCUCUUCACGUCCAAUACCUCCCUUGUUCAGUGUCUUGAACUGUGUAAAUUCCAAAUGUAGAGCUAACGAGUUUUAUACAGGUCAGUUAGUGAAGGCUUACUGGACAUCAUCUGUCAGCAGGCUGGACCCCAUCAGAUGAGCAUACGAGUCGGACCAUGCAUGGCUCGAGUGUUACCAGUGUCUGCAUAGUCCUGCAUUCUUUCUGCUAGGGCAGAAUACCAAUUGUUUUGCAUCUGUCUCCGUUUGGCUUGGACGAUGCUGCAUGCAGCUCUGUAUUCUGCCUUGGCCACUUAGGCAUUGGGUCUAGACAGCACCACUUGACGGUGGGAGCGUUUCUUCAGGAGCAGAUUCCAGAUUUCAAUGUUGUUUUCAUCAAACCAGACUUUGUUUCUUCUUGAAGAGUACCCAACUACCUCGACAGCCGCAUCUUGGAUAGCAUCACGUGCUCCCAUUUCUUUUCUGUGUCAGAGUCUGCGCUUGGGGUGUCUUUGCUGUCCAGCUUCUCCCUUAGCUUGAUCUGGAAUGCAUCACUGAGGCCAAAGAGCUUAUCCACCUGGAGUCUUUUCAACCAUGGUCCCCUUUUCCUUAUUGCUGGCUUGAUAGCCAGUCUAACUUCCGCCCUGACCAGUCUGUGAUCCGUAUAGCAGUCUGGUGUGUAGAACAUCCGACACAUCUUUUUGGCGCACAGGUUGUAGUCCAGUAGGUACCGGUGUUUCAGGUCAUCUUGAACCUGGCUUUCUGUUGAAACAGUGUAUUUGUUAUAACCAGGCCUAAUACUGUGCAGAACUCCAGCAGCAUCCACCCGUUGUCAUUGCAGUUUCUGCCACCAUGAUGACCCGAGACCCCAGGCAUACCUUGAAGUCACCUAGGACGAUGAUCUUGUCUGCCCUGUUUGUUUCCAAUAGGAGGGAUUUCAGCUCCCCAUAGAACGCCUCUUUGACAGCAUGGUCUGCCUGUAGUGAGGGGGAAUAGACACCUACAACCACAUUUUGGUUGUGUUGCAGCAGGAGUCACAGGGACACAAAUCAAUCCAAGUGUCCAAUAGGCUUUGAAGCUUAUUGAAGAUGGUGCUUCUGAUCAUGAAGCCCACCCGAGAGUCUGCUCUCAUUGCUCCUUCUGCCUGACCAGAAGAGAGUGUAGCCUGCACCAGGCUCAUCAAAGAUCCUUGAUCUGCAAAAUAUACUUUACUUGUAGCAGCGAUGUCAAUAUCCAGUCAAGCUAGUUCUCGAGCCACAGGUGCUGAGCACCUUUGGCGUCAGUCACCUUCUGUGGAGUCCUACAAUGUGCGUACAUUCCAGCAGGCGAUUUUGAGGUAUGUUGACUUCCUUGAUAGAAAGCCAUCAUGAGGUGAUGGACAGAGCACCACGAGAGCCUUUUCGGGAAUAAUCAUCAAGAACAAGCAGCAUCCAUUGGUAUGAUCCCCCAGCACGCAAUCAGGCUUAAGCUUGAUGGCCAGCUAACUUUGUAUGAGGUCAAAGCCACUACUUCCAAGCAAAAAUGCCACAAAGCCCCAGGCAUUAAUGGGAUCCCAACAGAAGCGUACAAAAUGGGCGGAGACAUUCUCCUGAGCAAACUCUCAAAUUUGUUCACACUCUGUUGGGAGAAAAGUUCAAUCCCAAAUGAUGCUGUAAUUGUCUCCCUGUGUAAGAAUAAAGGGGAGAAAUUCCAUUGCUCAAACUACAGAGGCAUUACCCUACUGUCCACGAUCAGGAUGGUCGUCACCAGAAUUCUCUUGGCCAGUCACCCCUACCAUUGCCGAAGGCAACCUCACCGACAGUCUGUGUGAUUCAGAGUGAACAGAGGCACAUCCAACAUGAUCUUCAUCCUGCAUCAGAUACAAGAGAAGUGUCAUGAACAGAACAUGGGACUGUACGCAGUGUUCAUUAACCUGGCCAUUGGCUUUGAUGCAGUCAGCCGCGAUAAGUCUCUGGAAGAUUCUGUCGAUGUUCAGCUGUCCCCCAAAAUUCCUCACCAUCCUACAGCAGCUCCAUGACAGCCAAAGCAGUCAGGUUAAACAAAGCAGCGAGCUGUCUGACCCAUUCGAUGUCAGUACCGGCGUGAAACAAGGCUGUGCUUUGGCAUCAACACUCUUUGCCAUGAUGCUAUGGGAAGCAAAAGAGACCACCCCAAAGAGCACUCAUGAAAAUAAUUUCAACCUCCGCCACCUUCUCACCCGAACAAAGACCAUGUAAGAGCCUAUUCUCAAGGUACUAUGCAGAUGACUGUGCUCUUCUCACACAAAUGAUGCACUACAGACUGCAGUCACUCAUUUCGCUAAGGCUGUAAGGGCUUUUGGGUUAACGGUCAGUCUGAAGAAAACAAUGAUCCUCCAUCCGAAGCCCCCUUGUGGCAUUUACAGCCCACCUCGGAUCACCAUUGAUGACCACCUUCUCACCAUGGCUGUGCUGUUCACCGAAUUGGGCAGCGUCAUCUCCAAAGACGCUACAGUAGUAAAGGGCGUUGACAAUCGACUUGCCAGAGCCAGCAGUGGGCGCCUCCAGAAACGUGUGGCAGAGCACCAGCUGUGUUUGUCCACAAAAAUGCAGGUCACAACACUGCUGUACAGCUCCAAAGUCUGGGUCUUGUACCACAAGGAAAUUCAGUUGUUCGAGUGCUUCCAUCAGCGCUGCAUCCGCUCCAUCAUGGGCAUCAUCUGGCAGGGUCUUGUCUCCAACAAUGAGGUCCUGGAGAAGGCUCAAGUUACUUUCUCAGGGCAAGAGAGAUCGUGGUGCCUUGAGCAAGGGGUACAAAGCCCAACUUAAGUGGCAGCUCUCUCAGGCAAAUAUCAAGGUCAACGAGUGGCAGCAGUUGUCUUGUGACAGAAACUGCUGGAGAACACUGAUCCACAGCGCAGCCAAGAAUUUUGAGGAAUCCAGAAGAGCAACUGCUGAAGAAGAGACACAGGAAGGAUCCUGCUACCCAAGCGCCCACAUUCCAGCUGUUCCCAUGUCCCUACUGUGCCAGAGUCUGCAGAACCAGAAUUGGUUUCUACAGUCACCAACAAUCAUGCCAUCGCUCCUGAGGACUCUUCUUCCCUCCUCAUCUUCUCAAACAAUGAACCAGCCAUCAGUGGACAUUAUACUCCGACAUACUUCUAAAAUGUGAGACUAGGAAAUGCUCAGCUUCCUUCAAAUGUGUCAAAACCUUUAAGCAGUUAACACCAACCCAUCAGCAGCCCCGACCUUCUGCCGUAAAGUCAAAUCAACCCAUCAGUAGACCCUCCGACUUCCUGCCGUAAAGACAUACCAACCCAUCAGUGCCCCCCUCCGACCUCCUGCCGUAAAUGCGGGAGGCGGUAGAGGCUAAGCGUCGGGAAGCGAGCGGUCAAGCCGCCGCUAUGGCGGGCCGCCGGCUGCUACCGCUGUUCCUCCUGAUACUGCUCCUGGCCCCAGUGGGCGGCCAGCGGGAGGCCAAGCCGUUCCAGCCGGCAUCGGCGCUCUCCCAGUUCGAGUUCGGGUCGGCGAGGAGCGGUUACAGUGGCGCGGAGAGCUCGGACGCCGAAAUGCCGCUGUUGGUGUGGUGGAGCGAGCAGCUGUUCCCUCACUUCCCUCGCCGCCGCCAGCGCAUCGAUUGCGCCGCCGGCUCCUGCCUCAGCACCAGCCGGCGCCGCGCCGCCCCCGCCGCCGACGCUCUCAUUUUCUACGGCACCGAUUUCCGAGCGUACGAGGCGCCGCUACCGCGGCCGGCCCGACAGGCCUGGGCCCUCUUUCACGAGGAGUCGCCCAUGAACAACUACCUGCUGUCGCACGCCGCCGGCAUCCGCCUCUUCAACUACACGGCCACCUUCCGCCGCCACUCCGACUACCCGCUCGCCCUGCAGUGGCUGCCCAGCCUCGACUAUCUGCUCAGACCGCCACUGCCGCUCGCCCAGAAAGGCCGAGGCCGCGCACCUGUCCUCUACCUGCAAUCCCACUGCGAGGUCGCCUCCGACAGGGACCGCUACGUCCGCCGCCUCAUGGAGCACCUGCAGAUUGACUCCUAUGGCCAGUGCCUGCAGAACAAAGAGCUGCCCAGUCACCGGCUUGUGGACACUCUGACAGCAACAACAGAAGAUUCAGAAUUCAUGGAUUUUAUUAGCAAGUACAAGUUCCACCUCGCUAUGGAGAAUGCAAUCUGCGAUGAUUACAUGACAGAGAAACUGUGGCGCCCCAUGCACUUGGGAGUGGUUCCAAUAUACCGCGGUUCCCCUGUGGUGCAGGACUGGAUGCCCAAUUCCCACUCUAUAAUUCUGAUCGAUGAUUUCAAAUCUCCAAAGGACCUAGCAGACUACAUCAAUUUUCUGGAUCAGAAUGACGAGGAGUACAUGAAAUAUCUGGAGUAUAAACAGCUAGGAGGCAUCACCAACACAUUGCUGCUAGAAACUCUGGAGAAGCGGGAAUGGGGCGUGAACGACAUCAACAAACCCAACUAUUUGAAUGGAUUUGAAUGCUACGUCUGCGAUCAGGAGAACAUACGCCUUUGGGCAGAGAAGGCACAUCGAGAACAACCAGACAAAUUUCCACCACCAGCCCCCAGGAUAGCUGCUUAUAAACACAUGGGGUGUCCACUUCCAGAGCCGGGGUAUGGAAACUUCGAUGACAUACCUGACAAUGACAGUUGGAAACAAAUGUGGCAGCAAGAUUAUUGGCAGAGUGUUGACCAAGCUGAAGCCCUGACAACCAUGAUUCUCCGGAAUGAGACCGACUCAAGUAAACUGUGGGAUUAUGUUCAUCAACUGUUAAUGAAGAGGACUAAACACUAAUACUGGGAGUAAAACCGUUCACAAAUCUGACUUGAAAAUCAUGCCAAAAGUGGAUAAGUCCUACUGCAUGUGUGUGAUUUAAUGGUCAUGUGGACUUAUCUAUAGAUCUAUUUUCAUUGAGAAUAAUUUCUUACGAUUUUAUAUUUUUGUAAGUUCAUUCAUUCUGCUUAAAAGGCCAAAAAUAUGCAGUUUUUUAAACUUUAUGGGGGUGUAAGGAAAGAAAUGUUCACCCUCGUUGAACUGAUUGCAGGAAUCCAUUGGUCCAGCACAUACAUUAUACUGUCUGUUGUAAAACAUAGAACACUACAUCACAGUACAGGCCCUUCGGUACACAAUGUUGUGCUGACCUUUUAACCUUCUACGAUCAAUCUAACUCUUCCCUCCCUCAUAGCCCUCCAUUUUAUGUUAUAAAGGUCGUGCUAAGCUGUACAUGUUGCACUCACUUGGGUUGGUAGGUUAACUGGUCACAGUAAAGCCCCUGCUGUGUAGGUGAAUGGAAGAAUCAGUGGUUCAUGAGUUAUACAGCACGGAAACUGACCCAACUCAUCCAUGCCGACCAAGGUUCCCAUCUAAAUUAAUCAUAUAUGGCGCAUAACCCUGUAAACCUUUCCUGUAAUCUUAAACAAAUCUUUUGCACUGACUUUAACCUGCUUUUAACAUUCAUUCAGACUUGUACCUUAUUCAGUGCUAACAGGAAGGUAGAAAUGGUACACUUCCAUUUCAGUCUUGAAAGAGUUAAAGGGAGUGUGGGAUGAAUAGAAUGGCAUUCGAGUGGUGUUUCAUUAAAACAAUAGCUUCUUGGAUUUGGCUUAAUGCGACAGAAAGCCACAAACUCCAAUUAUCUACUUAGAACUACAAAACUACUGUACGUUUAUUAGGAUAGAAAAGAACAGAGCAAGUAUUAAAACGUUUUUCUAUGCGCAGCACCUCUCUCGAUCUGCAGCUUUGUUCAAGACCAGCCCGUCAGUGAAGCCCCAAAAAACUACCCCCAAGCCCCCUGACUGCUCUACUGUUAUAUCUUUGCACUGAUUUGAAAUGCUGCAGUAAGCGAACAAGUACCUCGCACUAUCUCAAACCACCGGGUCAGAACCAAUCAUCACUUGUCAACACUCGUCAUGAGUCCCAGCCCGUGUUUAACUAACACUCCUGUUCCCAUGCUUGCUCCAUAGUAUUGCAUUCUCAUGCUCUGUUCCCAUCAUAGUAAUCAGUGCUCUGACAGACACUUCUGUUACAUUCAAGGCCACAGUGGUGGUGAGACAGUCAAAACCCUUUACAAUACAAGUGGAAUUGGUGCCAGUGGGUGUUCGAUGUUUGGCACAGUUCGAGCUGGUUGAAGAGCCUGUUUUCAUGUUUUAUGACUCUGACACAUGCUGGUCUCUCCCUUUUAUGGACUUAGACCAUCAGAUGUAGGAGCUGAAUUAGGCCCUUUGGUCCAUUGAGUCUGCUCUGCCAUUUCAUCAUGACUAAUCCAAUUUUCCUCUCAGCCCCAGUCUCCUGCCUUUACCCCGUAUUCCUUCAUGCCCUGAGCAAUCAAGAAUCUAUCAUCCUCUUCCUUAAAUAUACAUAAAGGCUUGACCUCCACAGCUGACUGUGACAAAGUAUUCCACAGAUUCAGCACUCUCUAGCUAAAGAAAUUCCUCCUCAUCUCCAUUCUAAAAGGACAGUCCUAUUCUGAGGCUGUGCCCUCUGGUCUCAGACUCUCCCACCAUAGGAAAUAUCUUCUCCACAUCCACUCUAUCAAGGCCUUUCAUCAUUCUAUAAGUUUCAAUGAGGUGACCCUUCACUCUUCUGAAUUCUACUGAAUACAGGCCUAGAGACAUCAAGCUCUCCUCAUAUGAUAAGCCGUUCAAUCCUGCAAUCAUUUUUGUGAACCUCCUUUGAACCCUCUCCAGUUUUGUCACAUCCUUUCUAAGCUAAGAGGCUCAAAACUGCUCACAAUCCUCCAAGUGAGGCCUCACUAGUUAGUGUUUUAUAAAGUUUCAACAUUACUUGUGGAUAUCUCCUCAGCUACACUGUACAAGAAGAUAAGAAAUUCUAAAUGUUAAACACGAGAUUCUGAGAAGCUGGAAAUCUAGAGUGACAAACAAAAUGCUGGAGGAACUCAGCAGGUCAGACAGCAUCUACGGAGAGGAAUAAGGAGUUGACAUAUAAAAUUUGAAGUAAAUUCAUUAUCGAAGUACACAAAUCUCACUAUAUACUAUACUACCCUAAGAUUAUGUCACAGUACAAAGAAACACAAUAGAGUCAAUGAAAAACGUCGUGCAACAAAGACGAGAAACAACCAAUGCACAGAAGACAACAAACUGAGCAAAUACAAAAAAAGGCUGGUGGCGUAGUGGCAUCAGCACCGGACUUCGGAGCGAAGGCUCCUGAGUUUGAACCCAGCCGGCUCCCCAGGCACGCUUUCCAUCCGUGCUGGGUUGAGCCUCGAGCUAGCAACUCAACCUCGUAAAAAAGAAAUUGCCUGCUACAGAAACAUCAACAGCAAAAAACUGAUGGCCUACGCUCUCUCGUGAGUUUAAAAGGCAAUUUCCUUUCCUUACAUAAGUAAUAUCUAGAACAUGAGUUGUAGAGUCCUUAAGAGUGAGUCCAUAGAUAUUGGAAUCAUUUCAUUGUUGAGGUGAGUGAAGUUAUCCUCUCUGGAUCAAAAGCCUUUGGUUGAUGGGUAAUAGCUGUUCCUGAACCUGCUAGUGUGGACUUGAGAUGUUUCAGCCUGAGACCCUUCAUCAGGAAGUAACACUAUGCUGUGGGCAUUACAGAGGGGUGUUUAGAUGUCACCUUCUCUUCCAUUCCUUAACCCUUUUGGUCUAAUUAUUGUCUUUCAUGAAGGGGUUGCAAAGUAAGUUUGGAUUAAACUAUAAAGCAGAUAAAAGCCAUUUAGCUCCGGAGUCUCAGCUCCCUCCCAAUGAUAGUCUCAGGAAGUAACCUCACAUCUCCACAUUCCCCAGUGCCCCAAGUCUUCUAGCCUGCAUGUGAUCUCCCCCCCACCCCUGAGUAUCAUCUUGACUAUAAUCACCAACUACUAAUCCUUCACCAAGAUCCAAUUAGUUCCCCCAACUAUCCACACAAACUCCAAAUAGCAUCUGCCCCACAGAUAUCCAGAAGCCAACACACACCCAACCUCCGCAUUCCUCUUGUUCCUGACCGCUCGACCUAUUAGUUUGCCCUGACUCUCCUGAUCCUUAAUCUACCCACUCCACCCCUGAUCUCUGCUGCCUCGAGGUGCACUGGGCUGUCUUGGAUUUGCCUGACUUUCUGGGCUUCAGUACUUCUUGACCACAGUCCCACUCUUAGCAAUAGUACGAUCUUGCAUAUUAUCAUUGUGUUUCCUAAUCCAUUUUGUAAUAUGGGGGUCAGAUCUGUGCAUAUUGUUCCCCCUUACCUAACCUAUGUUCUAUGUCAUUUUAACAUAACUCUCAUCUUCUGAACUCCAGUAACUGGUCUGAAGCCAGGACCACAUAUAGUUUUUGAGUGAACCAAGAUUAAAGAUUUACAGUCACAGAGCUAAACAGACUGAAACAGGCUGUUAACAACAGGAACUCUGCAGAUGCUGGAAAUUCAAGCAACACACAUCAAAGUUGC
Molecule: messenger RNA, 12560 nt
Organism: Mobula hypostoma (lesser devil ray)
Lineage: Eukaryota; Metazoa; Chordata; Chondrichthyes; Myliobatiformes; Myliobatidae
Gene: pofut4
Product: fucosyltransferase 11 (alpha (1,3) fucosyltransferase)
Exons: 3
Coding region: 7521-8978 (485 amino acids)
Cellular component (GO): Golgi membrane
Molecular function (GO): alpha-(1->3)-fucosyltransferase activity
Source: RefSeq, a predicted model, not a curated record